Molecule: messenger RNA, 2001 nt
Organism: Histoplasma mississippiense
Lineage: Eukaryota; Fungi; Ascomycota; Eurotiomycetes; Onygenales; Ajellomycetaceae
Exons: 3
Coding region: 1-2001 (666 amino acids)
Biological process (GO): cristae formation
Cellular component (GO): MICOS complex
Source: RefSeq, a predicted model, not a curated record
AUGGCUAUGUACCUCAAAAGUCAGGCGGUACUCACACUCAUACCGCAGAGAUAUCAUGCUCUUGCUAGAAAAUCAAAUGCCGGCCGUCGAUGCUCCUUAACCCCGAAUAGCGCAACCGCUUCACAGUUCUUUCAGAAAGCUGCAAGCUCAACCAGCACGAAACCUCCAGGUCCAAGUGAUGCGGACGUCCGAUCACCGGCCUCCCCGUCAAGUCGAUCUUCCCUCCGCCCGGAAAGUAUUCCCAAACCGCCCCAAUCUCCUCCCGUUCAAGGUCAGACUUCUCCAGGCUCAGAGGUGCUGCCGCCAGAUCAUGAGUCCUCCACACCGCCGCCGCCGCCGCCGCCGCCCCAAGGCCCCAAAUCCAGCCGAUUACGCAAACUACUCUACCUGUUUCUCACAGCUGGGCUUGCGUAUGCUGGGGGUGUCUGGUACUCCCUUCGGUCGGAUAACUUCUACGAUUUCUUCACCGAAUAUAUCCCAUAUGGCGAGGAAGCGGUUCUGUAUCUUGAAGAACGUGAUUUCCGGAAUCGGUUCCCUCACGUUACAAAACAGAUUAAUCGGCGCGUCACAGUUCCAAAAGAUGAAGGUGCUCAGGUUACGAUACCAAGCGGAAGCGGAUUGUCAUGGAAGGUUGCAGAAGAGCAACAGGAAGCGACCGAUAUGACUAAGAAAGGAAGACGCAUGGGUACCGCCCAUGCGAAUGAGCCAACAAAAGAUAUCAAGGUUGCUGAAAAGGCCAAGGAGGAGGUGAAGAGCAAAUCAGCGGCUAAGAAGGAGGACGUGGCUGCAAACAUACCAAUUCAAGAGGAUCUCGAACCUCAACCUGCAAAGGCAGAGGAGAGGAAUUUGGAUGCUCCAAGGCAACCUGCAGUUCCGGCCGCUACUACUAUCGAGCGCUUGGUUCAGGAUAAAGUGGAUGAGCCCGUCGUACAGGACCUAGUGAAAGUCUUCAAUGACGUAAUUUCCGUAAUCAGCGCUGAUGAAUCUGCCUCUAAGUUCGCCGGCCCCAUUGCCAAGGCGAAGGAGGAGUUGCAGAGGAUCGGGGACCGCAUCGUUGCUUUGAAGAAAGAUGCUCAGGAAUCGGCGCAGGAAGAAAUCAGAAAUGCGCACGCCGCCUUUGACAAGUCUGCCGCAGAGCUCAUUCGACGUAUUGACGAAGUCCGCACCCAGGACGCUGCUGAGUUUCGCGAAGAGUUUGAAUCUGAGCGAGAAAAAAUCGCCAGGUCAUACCAGGAAAAAGUCAACACAGAGCUUCAGCGGGCUCAUGAAGUGGCCGAACAACGCCUUCGCAAUGAACUAGUUGAGCAGGCCAUUGAGUUAAACCGUAAAUUUCUCUCUGAUGUCAAGACCCUCGUUGAGAAUGAGCGUGAGGGUCGCCUAAGCAAGUUGGCUGAACUGACCGCUAACGUCGCGGAACUGGAACGGCUCACUGCCGGAUGGAGCGACGUGGUUGACAUCAAUCUGAAGACCCAACAGCUUCAGGUUGCAGUUGAUGCCGUACGAACGACUCUGGAGAACUCCGAUGUGCCUCGCCCGUUCGUUCGCGAAUUGGCUGCGGUGAAGGAGCUUGCGUCUAAUGAUGAAGUUGUUGCGGCUGCCAUUGCCUCGAUCAGCCCCGCAGCUUACCAACGUGGAAUCCCAUCCGCGGCUCAGCUGGUUGAAAGAUUCCGAAGGGUAGCUAGCGAAGUUCGCAAAGCUAGCCUGUUGCCUGAAAACGCUGGUAUCACGAGCCACGCUGCCAGUUUGGUUCUUAGCAAGGUUAUGCUCAAGAAACAAGGGUUGCCUACCGGCGAUGACGUGGAGAGCAUCCUGACUCGAACCGAAAACUUUCUUGAAGAGGGUAAUUUCGAUGAGGCUGCUCGUGAAAUGAAUAGUCUGCAGGGCUGGGCGAAAUUGCUGAGUAAGGAUUGGCUUGCGGAUGUCCGACAGGUUCUGGAAGUUAAACAGGCUCUCGAGAUCAUCGAGACUGAGGCCCGUCUUCGUUGCUUGCAAGUCGAAUAA